CCUGGCCGAUAACCUACCAAUAGGAACACAAGAGUGGGCGGGAACGUCCGGCUGUGAUGGGCAGGCGACGCCAACCAAUAGCCGCGCGCCUCAGCCGUAGGCGGGAGCCACCGUGUUGUUCGAGCGUCAGCGGAAGGAACCAAUAGCGGCCGAGCCCGAGGUGUGCGGGCAGCGAAUAGGGGGGCAAGAGAAAGCGGCUGCUCGGCGGUGUCAGGUCGCCUAACCGUCAGUCGCUCGGCACGGGGCGAGGGGGAACGAAGAAAUCCUUGGCUCGCUCCAGUAUCGCCCCGGGUACCCGCCCCCCUCAUUUCGGCGCCAUGACGUCAGCAUCCACCAAGGUCGGGGAGAUCUUCUCUGCAGCCGGAGCUGCCUUCACCAAACUAGGAGAACUGACCAUGCAGCUCCACCCCGUGACGGAUUCCUCGCCGGCGGGGGCCCGCUGGACAGACAAUGAGAUUCAGAUGUUGCAUGCGGCUGUCAGACGUUUCGGGGAAGACUUAAAUCAGAUCAGCUCAGUAAUCAAGGAGAGGACAGUGGCACAGAUUAAGUACACUGUGAAAAAGAAGAUCUACGAUGACAGCGGGGUCCCCAUGCCUUCAGAUUCUCCCCGGAAAGUGGCAAAGAAGGCCGCGCCAGUUUCCUCUUCGGUUGGCAUGGUGACGGCGCCGCAGGUCGGCGGUACGACGGCAAUACCCGAGGGGUCACAGGGUGCUAUGAGGAAACGCAAAUCCUCUGCAGAUGUAACGCUCAGCGCCCUGAACGACUCCGACGCCAACAGCGACCUAGUAGAUAUAGAAGGUUUGGGCGAGAGGAGCACCGUGAAAAAACUCAACUUCGAUCAGGACAAUCUAAACUUGGAUUCCAGUUUUAUUAUGAACUCUAGUGAUCUCCCCCUUUUAUCUCGCUGAUGGUACGUUCCACACCUGCUUGUAAAUAUUGUUAUCCCGUCGCUACCCCUUUGUGGAAUGUUCCGCCAUGUCCUCUUCUGACGAUAGCCGCGCCGAGCCACUUCCAGCCAUUCUGCAACAUCCACAUCCUUGCGACCUGUGACCUUC
Messenger RNA from Nanorana parkeri, 1055 nucleotides. It is a transcript of the gene BACC1, whose product is annotated as chromosome unknown C17orf49 homolog. The transcript is spliced from 6 exons. The record is from RefSeq and is a predicted model, not a curated record. NCBI's taxonomy places the organism in Eukaryota, Metazoa, Chordata, Amphibia, Anura, Dicroglossidae. The coding region runs from base 318 to 908 and encodes 196 amino acids. Gene Ontology annotation, cellular component: NURF complex; MLL1 complex.